AUGCAGUCAAAUCACGUUUUACCGUUGUUUACAUGUAGGCAACGACCUGAAAGUCUCAAUUCUCCAGAAUAUGGUUGUUACGAUUCUGUUCCUUCUUCUAAGCUCAAUUUACCAGAAAAUGGAUGUUACGAUUCUGUUUCUUCUUCUAAGUUCCAUUUUGUUCACAGCAAGAGCUCAACCAAGAACCACCAUCAUCAGACCGGCAGAAAACAAUCGUCUGGUCACAAUCUAAUUUCUGAUGUAUCCGAAACAAAUCAUACAAGGGGAAAGUUUCAACUCAUUAUGCAAAGACAUGGGAAUGUGGCGCAAUACCCAGUAGAUUCAGUGGAACAGGAACCUGCUUACUGGAGUACAGGCACAUCUAAUACCGGAGAUAAUGUGACCCUGAAUCUUGAUAGUAAUGGUCAGAUUUACCUUCUGAAUUCUAUCGCAUUGGUUGUGAAAAACAUUAUCGAGAGGUUAAGUGUUUCAGGUAAUCUUAUCUACCGUGCAACAAUUGAUGCAGAUGGAAUAUUUCGAUUGUAUUCACAUAGUUUCAACCAAUCUGGUAAUUGGUCAAUCGAAUGGUCAUCCUCUAAUAAUAGAUGCAAUCCUAAAGGCUUGCGCGGUGUGAAUAGCUACUGCACUUUAAUGGAUAGGGAACCUGUAUGUCAAUGUCCUCGUGGUUCUGAUUUCAUUGACCAGGGCCAGGAGGACCUGGGAUGUCAAAAAAAUUACAGUGCAGAUGCCUGCACUAGAAAGAGUGAACAUAGCUUUGAUGUUUAUGAACUGAGCAGUGUGACCUGGGAAGAGGCCUUAGCUACUCUCCAAGAGCUAUCAAAACAUGAUUGCAGAGAGGAAUGCUUCAGAGAUUGUAACUGUGAAGUUGCCUUCUAUGGAAGUGUAAGGCAAGUAUGCAAAAAGCUGAAGCUCCCGUUAAGAUAUGGGAGAAGACGAUUGGGAGGUAGCAUGACAACUUUUGUAAAGAUCGGUACUGGGGUUAGGACAAUAGUUGGAGGGAAAGGAAAGAAGCGUAGAGUGCGAAUGGACAUCUUCAUUACUGGCAUUGGAUCUUUGAUGCUUGCAUUUUCUGUUUUAGCAGCUUCUGGCAUUCUUAUAUACAGGCACUGCAUUCAAGAGUCCAGAAGGAUUUCGGAUCAGAGAGAUAGUACAUUUGUUGAACAAGUCACUUUGAAAUCAUUCACAUACGAGGAGCUAAAACAUGCAACUAAUAAUUUCACGGAUAAUUUAUCAUUCUUCAACAAUAAUAUUGGAAGAGGAUCUUGUGGGGCAGUUAUUAAGGGGGUCAUAUGUAAAUGCAGUAGAAUUAUAGCCAUUAAGAGACAAGAAAAAGUGGUGGCUGAAGGGGAGAGAGUAUUCAUGAAUGAAAUGAAAACAAUUGGGAAAACCCGUCAUAAAAAUUUAGUUCAAUUGCUUGGUUACUGCCAUGAAGGAUCCAAUAUGCUUCUAGUAUAUGAGUACAUGAGCAAUAGGUCACUUGCAGAUUUCUUGUUUAAGUUAAGAUUAAAGACAGAUUGGGAUGAAAUAAUUGCUAUAACACUGAACAUCGCUAGAGGAAUUCUCUACUUACACCAAGAUUGCGAAACUCAGAUCAUCCACUGCGACAUCAAACGUGAAAAGAUACUCAUGGAUGAGAAAGAAUGUGCAAAAAUUGUAGAUUUUGGUUUGGCCAAGCUAUUGAUGUCCAACCAAACCAAAACUUCUACACGAAUUAAAAGAACAAGGGGGUACAUUGCCCUUGAAUGGUGGUACCAAAACUCACCCAUAACUGUGAAGGCAAAUGUGUAUAGCUUUGGAAUAAUUCUUGAGAUCAUUUGUUGCCGAAGGAGUUUAGACAUGAAUGCCCUAGAGGAUGAAGUAGUUCUCUAUGAUUGUUUCAUCAGCAAAGAAUUAGAAAAGCUGGUAAAGAAUGAAGAAGUCAAAAAGAAUAUGCUAGAGAAGAUGGUUAAGGUGGGAUUAUGGUGCAUCCAGGAUGAUCCAUCAGUGAGACCAUCGAUGAAUAAGGUUAUCCUAAUGCUAGAACGGACAGUAGACGUACCAGCCCCUCCUUGUCGUUCGAGUUCCUUUAUUGGUUCUGUUAGAAGUUCCUCCACGAGUUCCUCGUAG
This is a messenger RNA of Theobroma umbraticum, 2106 nucleotides long. Its product is annotated as G-type lectin S-receptor-like serine/threonine-protein kinase LECRK3. The record is from RefSeq and is a predicted model, not a curated record. Lineage: Eukaryota; Viridiplantae; Streptophyta; Magnoliopsida; Malvales; Malvaceae. Gene Ontology annotation, biological process: protein phosphorylation. Gene Ontology annotation, molecular function: protein serine/threonine kinase activity; ATP binding.